CACCAAUGUGGUACAAGACAAAUUUUAUGGUGUAAACAAGACCCGUAAGAAACGACGAGUCCGUCCACAAGCAAAUCCUCCCAUCAGCAAGCUCGGAGACGACGCCCUGAUAGAAAUUCUGAUUCGCCUCCCCAACCCUCGAUACGCCUGCCGCUGCAAAUGCGUCUGCAAGCGCUGGAGGUCCCUGAUGUCCAGCCCUGCAUUCAAUCGCGGUUUCGCUUCUCACUACCAGGAUACGACGAUUAUGAAGAAACUACCGCCACCUCCGCCUAUUCCCUCUCACGACCCGAUGAAACGGAAAUCAUCGAUCAUUAUGAGCUUCCUUCCUCAACAUCCUUUGGACUAUCGAUCAGAACUCAAAGUCCUGGACUGCUUCAAGGACUUGCUUUUAUGCGGGUUUUGGGAUUUUACGACGACUCAUACAGAAAUGGUCAGAACGUUUCUGGUUUGCAAUCCGUUUACGGAGCAAUGGAUAGCACUUCCUGUAGCUCCAGACAAGCCAAAGGGUUGUCUUUGGACGGUCUCAAGGUUGGUUUGUGAACCCCGCAUCUCUUAUGAUCUUGAUCUAGGACCAGAAGGAGGAGGAAGUGAUGAGGACCAAAAUUCAUUCGCUGUUUAUUCCGAGUAUCGGUUCCGGGUGUUGACUAUCUAUCAAGAUAUGAGAUCAAUCAAACUCGACAUGUUUUGUUCCGAGUCUGGGGAGUGGACCAAAGAGGCUCUUAUUCUUGAUGGUUAUCGCUUACUCGAAGGCAAAAAUGUAUGGUCCUGCAAUGGGGAGUUGUUUUGGUCUUGUGUUGAGGAUGAUCAAGGGGGUGACCCAUUGCUUGCUUCGGUUAAUGCUUUCUGCCUUGAUAUGCCUAUUGAUAUUUAUGCUUGUCCACUCUUCGAGAAGACAAAGCAGUGGGAUGUUUCAAUCUCACAGGGUGCUCUGCACGUAAUUGUGCGCGAAAUCCAAACUGAAAUGGUAAGUGUUUGGAGACGGGAAGAAGAUGGCAGAUCAUGGAUGAUGCAAUGUGAAGGGUCGUUGAAGACGGGUACAUCAUCAUCAAUGUCUUACUUUGAUCUCAAAUACUAUACUAUACUUAAUACUCAUCCAGAGAGGCCGGAAGUUGUUAAAUAUCAUCCUCCUUAUAUUAACGAUGGGGCUACCUUGUCCUACGAUCUGAAGCGGGGAGAAUUAGAGUACGUCGGUGUUCUAAGGCUAUACACACCUCAUUGGACGGUGUUCCAACCUAGGGUCUCCUGCUGGCCUACUCCAAUUCCAAGAUACAAGGAAUUGCGAGGUAUCUACGAUGGGCACAUGAGCUGGUUCAGAGUGCCAAGCAACAACAACUCCCCCAAUACUGCUCAUCAAAGCAAGCGCAAAAGAUCAACAAGAAAGCAGGGCUCUGGGUAGAGGAAUGCCAACCCUGUAACCAGGGAAUCGCUCAAUUGUACUCAGGUAGACGUUGGUUGCGAGUCAAGUAGGAUGAUUGGCAUUAGAAGACAUGUGAGUUGAAGGUGGGAAAGGAGACUACAUGUUAAUCAGUUGGUUUUAAGGAUGUUGGUUCAUGCACUGCAGGUUAUGAUGAAGAACUGUGUUUUUUGGUGUUUGUGAUUGAGCGAAGAAGGAGAUGAUGAUGAUCAGAAAGCAAAGGGUGUUGUUUCCUUAGCAAUUGUUGGAUGGUAGAAGUGGAUGCUGCUAUCUAAGUAGUUAUUGGUAUGGUGAUGAUUGGGUUGUUUUUGUUAACAUGAUUUUCAUUUCAGAUGAUACUGUCAGCCAUACAAUGUGAAGUAGUUGCGCUUUAGUUAAUCCUCCAGCAUUAGCAUUCCGACCGGGUAGUAGGCUCUAGCCGGAUGUUAAUUAGCACCGGGGUUGAAAGUUCUGCGGCGAUAAUGUAUUUAUGGUUUAUUUAUUAUAUUGUUGGUAAUUUAAUCUCAUAUAUGAUAUAAGAUUUCCUUAUACAGUUAGCUUAGCUUUUUGGACCGGUUACUAUAACAAAACCCCUUGUGUUGUUAUUGUAACAACACUAGUCUCCAACCAAUAGUAAGCUAUGAUUGUGAUGACUUUUUAUUAGAUGAGUUGACCUAGUGUAAAAUCAAAGUAGGGGUAUAAUUGUCAUUAUGAAAAAUAUAUUAAAUUAAUAAUAAAAAUAUAAUAUUUUUUUUAUUUUCGGCCCAAAAUUUUGGUCGCCGGAAUUCGGCCACCGGUCGCCGGAAUCUGGUCACGGUCACCGGAAUAUGCUUUUUGUCGUCGGAAUAUGCUAUUUUGUCAUCGAAAUAUGCUCACUGUUGCCGGAAUAUGCUCAUCGUGGUCGGAAUAUGCUUACCGGCGUCGGAAUCUAGUCAUCAGGGGCGGAAUAUGCCUAUCAGCGCCGGAAUCUACUCACUGACGGUCAUCAGAGUUUGGUCAACGCCAACGACCACCGGAUGUUAUGUUCUGCAUUGUGAGGUUUAUGGUUUGGUUUCUCAUAUUUUUGUAUGCAUUUUGUGGUUUGCUUUGCGAGGUUUCUGGUUUGUUUUAAGUGAUUUAUAGUAUGGAUUGAGAGGUUUCUGAUAUGCUUUUUUUGGUUUUGCUUUAUCGUGUUUGUGCUCUGUAUUAGGAGGGUUCUAGUGUGCUUAUGAGAUACUUGUGGAUUGCAUACCAAUAACUCCCAAUUCCCAAAUACAUACCAUAAAGACAAUAAUUCAUA
Messenger RNA from Linum trigynum, 2672 nucleotides. The record is from the annotation of a GenBank genome assembly. Lineage: Eukaryota; Viridiplantae; Streptophyta; Magnoliopsida; Malpighiales; Linaceae.